Emiliania huxleyi CCMP1516 is the source of this 621-nucleotide messenger RNA. RefSeq lists its product as hypothetical. Gene Ontology annotation, cellular component: MutLalpha complex. The coding region runs from base 1 to 621 and encodes 206 amino acids. Gene Ontology annotation, molecular function: ATP hydrolysis activity; ATP binding; ATP-dependent DNA damage sensor activity. Gene Ontology annotation, biological process: mismatch repair. The transcript is spliced from 4 exons. The record is from RefSeq and is a predicted model, not a curated record. NCBI's taxonomy places the organism in Eukaryota, Haptophyta, Isochrysidales, Noelaerhabdaceae.
AUGUCCUCUCCUUCGAUACAAGCGCUCUCGCAGGAGGUCGUGAACCGCAUCGCCGCGGGCGAGGUGAUCCACCGGCCCUCCAGCGCGCUCAAGGAGCUGCUCGAGAACUCCCUCGACGCCGGCUCCACCUCGAUUUCGGUCACCUCCAAGGCGGGCGGGCUCAAGCUGCUGCAGAUCAGCGACAACGGGCACGGCAUCCACCGCGCCGACUUCCCGCGCGUAUGCGAGCGCUUUGCCACCUCAAAGCUGCGCGAGUACGAGGACCUGUCGCAGAUCGAGACCUUCGGCUUCCGCGGCGAGGCGCUCGCCUCGAUCUCGCACGUCGCGCACGUCUCCGUCACCUCCAUGACAGCCGACGCGGCGUGUGCGCACCGCGCCUCCUUCUCGGACGGGCUCCUCCCCGCCGAGCCGCGUCCCUGCGCCGGCACGCGCGGCACCACGAUCGCGGUGGAGGACAUGUUUUACAACGUGCCGAUGCGGCGCGCCGCGAUGAAGGGGGCCGGCGAAGAGUACUCAAGGCUGCUCCAGGUCGUGCAGUCGUAUGCGCUCGACAACGCGGGCGUCGCCAUGUCUAGACGCCGUGGCGUGGAGACGCCGAGCUGCAGCGGUGCGAAUGGGUAG